AUCCGACACUGUUUUGGAAAUAGAAUAAGCCAUUGAAAGGAGAAGAAGAGCACAGUGAGUUGUUGAUAAGAUGGAUGGAAUCGGAGAGGACGGUGGAGGAAUAAGGCUGAGCAAAAGGUUUUCCGAUGACAAGCCCGGCACUUCGGCGGAAGUCGAUUACAAGACAAAAGCAGGCACCGCUUGGAGCCAUUCCUAUCUCAACCAAAAGCCAUGGCAUCCCCUCUCCUAUCCCAACCAACGCCGCAAGUGGAUCGCCGAACAGACCCAUGCCCAGCGCACCCGCCGUGCCGAAGAAGUUGCCCGCGAGUAUUCUCAAGAGCAAGAAUUCUUUCGCCAGACUGCUUUAAUUUCGAAGAAGGAGAAGGAAAAGAUGGAGAUGAUGAAAGCUGUUAGCUUUAUGUAUGUUCGUCCGCCUGGUUAUAAUGCUGAAAGUGCCAAAGCGGCUGAGGUCGCCGAUGAGAGGAAAAUUACCGAGCAAAAUUCCAAUGAUCAUUCGACAACAAUGCCACCGGAAUCUUUGCCUGGUGGAUGUACUAUGACUAAAGAGAAGCAGAAAUUGAGACCGAAAGAUGUUUUCGGACGAGCUUUACCAACAGAGGAAGAGUUUGAAGUUCUUAAAAAUGCCCCGCGGUUGGAGACUGGUGUUCCUGGUAGGGUUAAACCAUUUGCUGUUGAAGUCCGUAAUGUGAAAUGUCUUCGAUGUGGAAAUUAUGGGCACCAAAGUGGUGACCGUGACUGUCCAUUGAAGGAUAUUAUAAUGCCAAAUGAAGAGAGCCGUUUGAAAAGAGAUGACCCCUUGACUGCUAUAAUGGCUCAAAUGGAUCCUACUGAGCCUCCGAAGUGGGAGCUGAAGCAAAAACCAGGUUUGAGCCCUCCUCGUGGUGGAUUUCGACCAGAUGAUCCAAAUCAACAAAUAGUUGCCGAGGAUAUAUUUGAUGAGUAUGGAGGAUUCCUUUGUGGGGGUAAUAUUCCUGAUUUGCUGACUAACAUCUCUUGCAAACCCAAGAAAAGGAAGUCCUCAAAAAAGAGAAAACAGAAGAUGAAGUCAUCUCCAAGUUGUUGGGACUCGGAGGAUCCUAAUCAAGAUGGCUUAUCCUCAACUUCUGGUGAUGAUGAGAGAAAGCCGAAGGAGGAGAAGAAGACCAAGAAGAAGAAAAAGCGGAAUCAUUCUGGGUCAAGUUCUUCUGAUAGUGCAGAAUUUGAUAGGCAUCAAAGACGAAGAACACACAAGCAUCUGCACACAUUGGAGGACAGAGACUAUGGGAAGCAAUACAGGACUAAAGAAAGCAGAGAAAAGCGUUCAUAUGCAUCUGAAGAUUCUGACUCUAAUCAGGAACACUCUGGUAAAAAGAGCAAGACAAAGCAUUCUUAUUCAUCUGCGGAGGACUUUGAUAGGCAUUAUAGGAAGAAAAAGAGUACCCACAAGCCUUAUACAAUGGAUGAUAUGGAUGCUGGUGGUAGACACAGGAAGAGUAAAAAGAGCAGACAAAGGCAUUCUAAUUCAUCUGAUGAUGAGAAUUAUGGAAAUGAUAGGAAAAGUAAAAACAAACAUUCCUAUUCAUCUGAAGAUUCAGACCGUGGUAGGCAUGAGUGUAGGAAAAAGACCAUGCAAAUGCAUUAUAACUCGGAAUCAGAAGAUCCAGACACUGUUAGGCGUAAUAGGAGUGAAAAGUACAGACAUAAACAUCGUUAUUCAUCUGAAGAUGAUGCUCAUCGACACCUUAAAUGUGAAAAGAGUCGGAAUAAGCAUUCAUCAUCACGCAGAAAUGAAGAUUCUAGCUCUGAUGCAGAGCGAAGAAGUAAACAUCGUCGUCAUCACUGAAACAGCCAUAAGCUCCCAAAUUUUGCCAUCAGAAUGAGAAUCUGAUUGUUUUUUGGCGUAUACCAGAUUGUGAUGACAAUGCAGAGGGGUGGGGGAAAUUAUAAUGUUGUUACUAGCUAUGAUGACCCAGAAGCAGAAGAAAUGAAAUAUCCUUGCCUGAACAUGACUUCAAUCGCUUGUCAGCCUUGAACCAAGUGAAGCUAAAUGGAUCUUGACCUUCUCUUUUGAUGUUUAUGCGUCUGCUAUUGAUGUUAAAAACUGAUGAAUCAUGGAGUUUUUCUCAUUGUAAAACACAUUAUUACAGGCCUGGAAACAUUAUUCAGCACGGUCUUUCAGUGAUGGUAUUGUGAGGAGCAAGAACAUCAUAUAGAAUUACAGAUCAUCGUCAAAUCUUUGAUGUGCGUCUUGCAAUCUCGCAUUUUAGGAAGUAAUUC
Messenger RNA from Hibiscus syriacus, 2256 nucleotides. RefSeq lists its product as uncharacterized. Gene Ontology annotation, molecular function: transcription corepressor activity. Lineage: Eukaryota; Viridiplantae; Streptophyta; Magnoliopsida; Malvales; Malvaceae. The record is from RefSeq and is a predicted model, not a curated record. The transcript is spliced from 7 exons. Gene Ontology annotation, biological process: negative regulation of DNA-templated transcription. Bases 71 to 1822 code for a protein of 583 amino acids. Gene Ontology annotation, cellular component: nucleus.